UUUUUGAGGAUAGUUGGAUUUUCAGUUAGUUUGUGGAUGAUUUAAGUCGACAUGGAGAGGUUUCGUAGCUUUUUAUUUAUUUUAGGAUUAUCGUAUUCUGCUUUCUGCCGAGAAUUAACAACAGUGGUACCUGAUAAUCUCCCAAGAGCUUUUCACAAUUAUGACGAGGUGACGAUACGUGGUGACGUCAUGGUGACAACAAGAAGACCGACACUGUCCAUCAUAAGAAUACAGGCAGACUCCAUUAAGUUGGAUAUAGGGCUCCAUUCAAAGACCCUACAAAUGACAUUCCGUAUUGGCAGUAAGACUAAGACUCUUGAAAUACCAUCCGACAUUUUGAAAAGGAACACAAGGGGGAAAUUCCUCAUACAAUUUCAUGAUCUCCAACAGACACAGAGUAGCGUCUCCCUUUAUGUGAAUUGUAAACUUGCCGGCCGAUUCAAGACACUUCCAACCAUCAGGGACGUAGUGAGACAUGAUAUGAAAGUGAGCAUGCACACGAGGUUUAGAGUCUAUGCUGGCACCCCUGUUGAUGUACUCCUCAAGGAGCAGGGUUGUGAGCCUGAACAAAAAGCUCCAGAGGGUGAGGACCAGCAUGUCGAUAUCCUAGAACUAGAUCCUUCAAUCCUGAAUGCUGCUGUAGCGGACGCUGCCGUUAAUGUAGAUUAUUUAGAUUAUCAGCCAAAUAUACCCAUAGAUCCUGUGUAUGACCCUGUGUAUGACUCAACCAAAUUCAAUAGACAAUACCCAACGCUUUGCGAUGUUUUGCGCAAGGAAAAUUCGCGCAAUAGUGGUUGUGGUAGUUCCGCUCCCGAACCACAGCCACAGGGUUUUAAAACGCUAGCUGGAGGUCUAGAUACAAAUGCGUUGCUGGACAGUAUUGCUGAACUCACCAAAGCUAUCAAAAUCCUACAGACUGGAAUGCUAGAGCAGACCUCCGCAACAAAUAUGUUAAAGGACAUCCUCGCAAACUGUAAAAUGUGUCGAGAUGAUGGAACAAGUCCUCCCAAGUGUAAGGAGGAUGCCUGCUACCCAGGAGUGCCCUGUUACGAGACACCAGGCGGGCCAACAUGCGGUCCAUGCCCAGCUGGUUUCGUAGGUGAUGGCAAGAAUUGCAAACGAGCAACUGUAUGCGCUGAUGGACCAUGUUAUCCAGGUGUCACCUGUGUGGACACGGCGAAUGGCUUCAAAUGUGGAAAUUGUCCCGAUGGCUUUAGAGGCACCGGUAUUGGGAAAAAUGGGUGUAAAGGUGUGACGUGUAAGUCUAAACCAUGUUUCCCUGGCGUAACAUGUGAGGACUAUGAUUUGGGAUAUCUAUGUGGACCUUGCCCUGUAGGAUACACGGGAAAUGGAACGCAUUGUACAGAUAUUGAUGAGUGUGAAGUUGCGCAACCAUGUGAUCGGCUUGGAUUUUGCAUAAAUACGAUUCCCGGUUUUUCAUGCACACCCUGUCCAGAGGGAUUCACAAGUCCUGAAGUGAGAGGUGUUGGUAUAGAAUAUGCUAAUAACAAUCGCCAAGUGUGUACUGAUAUCAAUGAAUGUGAAGAUGGCGUAAAUGGUGGAUGCGUUCCAAACUCAAUCUGUAUUAACACGCCUGGAUCGCGUAUUUGUGGCGACUGUCUGCCUGGCUUCAUCGGUAGCGCAACCGAGGGUUGCAAAAGAAGACCGCCAAAUAUAUGCAAAGAUGGCGUUGUUUGUGACGGUAACGCAAUUUGUAAAAUCAGACGAGGACUGAAAGAACAACAAUGUGAAUGUCGUGUGGGAUGGGCAGGUGACGGCAAAUUAUGCGGGCGAGACACAGAUCUCGAUGGCAUCCCCGACCAAGCACUUCCAUGUAGCGACAGACGAUGCAAGAAAGACAACUGUAAAGACACUCCCAACAGUGGUCAGGAGGAUGCUGAUCGGGACGAGAUUGGAGAUGCUUGUGAUCCAGAUAAAGAUAAUGAUGGAAUUGACAACACACCAGAUAAUUGCCCCCUUGUUGGCAACCCUGAUCAGAAAGACUCGGACGAGGGGAGUCCAGAUAAGUUCGGCGACGUCUGUGACAAUUGUCCAACUAUUCCCAAUCCCGAUCAGUCUGACACUGACAAAGAUGGCCUUGGAGAUUUAUGUGAUCCUGAUAUUGACAAUGAUGGAAUUCUCAACGAGGACGACAACUGUGUCAAGGUCUACAACCCAGACCAAGCUGAUUUGGAUGGAGAUAGAGUCGGGGACGCCUGUGACAAUUGUCCAGAAAUACCAAACUUCGAUCAGUUUGACAAAGACGAUGAUUUGAUAGGAGAUGCUUGUGAUACAAACGCUGACUGUGACCAGGAUGGUAUACAAGACAGCAAGGAUAACUGUCCAAGGAUUCCCAAUGCCAACCAGAUAGAUACGGAUAAAGAUGGCAGAGGUGAUGUUUGUGAUAACGAUGAUGACAAUGAUGGUAUCUUGGAUCAAGAUGACAAUUGUAGGAUGGUUUACAACCCUGAGCAAGAGGAUUUUGAUGGUGAUGGUACCGGGGACGCCUGUCAGGGAGAUUAUGACGAAGAUCAGACGCUAGAUCAUAAUGACGUGUGCCCAGAGAACGCAGAUAUCUCGGCUACAGACUUCCAGGCUUACCAAACCGUGGUGUUGGAUCCUGAGGGUGACUCACAAAUAGACCCUAACUGGGUGAUUCUAAAUGACGGUGCGGAGAUUGCACAGACAAUGAAUAGCGACCCUGGUCUUGCAGUUGGUUACACAGCGUUUGGUGGGGUUGACUUCAGCGGUACCUUCUUUGUGAAUAGUGAGGUGGAUGAUGAUUAUGCUGGUUUUGUGUUCAGCUACCAAGAUAGCUCUAAGUUUUACGUGGUAAUGUGGAAGAAGACCCAGCAAACAUACUGGCAAUCAACUCCAUUUAGGGCAGUUGCAGAGCCAGGGAUCCAGCUGAAGGUUGUCAAUAGUACAACUGGCCCAGGGGAGAUGAUGAGAAACUCACUUUGGCACACCGGGGAUACACCCAACCAGGUGCGUCUCUUGUGGAAGGAUGUCAGAAAUGUUGGCUGGAAGGAAAAGACGGCAUACCGUUGGGAAAUGAUCCACAGACCAAACAUUGGACUCAUAAGGAUUCUGUUGUAUGAAGAUACUGAACAAGUGGCUGAUUCUGGAAACAUCAUUGACCACACAUUGAAGGGAGGUCGUAUCGGAGUGUUCAGUUUCUCGCAGGAAAGAGUCAUCUGGUCUGACCUUGUCUAUAGAUGUAAUGGCGAUACUCCUGACGAUUAUGAGGGAGAGGCUCCUAGCCCAUAUGACUACUAUGAAUAUUAUGAGGACUAUUACGAUGAGAAUGGAGAUCCUCUCACUGAUGACGUAAGGCGUAAUCGUGAAUUUAAGUGUGACAAAAGUGGCCCAGCUGCUAGAGCAGAAGAAAGAAAAGUUGACAAUAGACCUACAUAUGACUUUGAAACCGAUGAUUAUGAUAAUCUUUAUGAACCAGGAGUUACAAAUACUAACAGGGAGUAUUCAUAGUUCAUGUGUUGUGCCCACAUUUAUAAUUCAUGACUUGUACCUGCAUUUCCAAUUCAUGAGUUUUACCUGCAUUCUGAGUUCACGCAUUCUACUUGCAU
Messenger RNA from Owenia fusiformis, 3587 nucleotides. Lineage: Eukaryota; Metazoa; Annelida; Polychaeta; Sabellida; Oweniidae. The record is from the annotation of a GenBank genome assembly.